Danio rerio (zebrafish) is the source of this 1882-nucleotide messenger RNA. It is a transcript of the gene pgpep1, whose product is annotated as pyroglutamyl-peptidase I. Gene Ontology annotation, molecular function: pyroglutamyl-peptidase activity. Lineage: Eukaryota; Metazoa; Chordata; Actinopteri; Cypriniformes; Danionidae. Gene Ontology annotation, biological process: proteolysis. The record is from RefSeq and is marked validated. Gene Ontology annotation, cellular component: cytoplasm; cytosol.
GGAAGAGUCCUGGAACAUGAUGAUGAUGAUGUGUGUUUAUGCCAGUUAUUGAACAUCUCCUCAGAUUAUCAUUAUUUUUUCUUUUAUUCUUGAACGAAACUCUUUGGUUUUUCAGUCAUGGACCAGAGGAAGACGGUUGUCGUGACCGGUUUCGAGCCAUUUGGUGAACAUACUGUUAAUGCCAGUUGGGUGGCUGUACAGGAGCUGGAGAAACUGGGUUUGGGCGAUGAUAUAAACCUCCAUGUUGCUGAAGUUCCUGUGGAAUAUCAAGCGGUCCAGAAUCUCCUGCCUUCUCUAUGGAAAGAUCAUCUUCCACAAUUAGUGGUCCACGUGGGUGUGUCCGGGAUGGCGACCACAGUGACACUGGAGCAGUGUGGUCAUAACCAGGGCUACAUGCGGAUGGACAACUGCAUGUUCUGUCCCGUGUCCCGCUGCUGUGUGGAUGGAGGACCAGACUGCAUUCAUUCAGUCAUAGACAUGGACAUGGUCUGCAAGAGAGUCAACUCCUCCGGCCUCGGAGUCUCUGUGUCUGUGUCGAAGGACGCCGGCAGGUAUCUGUGUGACUACACCUACUACAUGUCUCUGUUUGUGGGCGAGGGCCGGUCGGCGUUUGUUCAUGUUCCUCCUCUGGAUAAACCGUACAGCGCGGAGGAUCUGGCCCGAGCGCUCCGAGCCAUCAUUCGGGAGAUGCUGGAGCACAUGGAGACACAGCAGACAAACACACACUGCUUGCACAACCCGUGAGAAACACACACAUCACUGCUGAAACUCCUGCGAUGCAUCCUGGGAUCAGUUCAGUGGUUUGAGAGGUUUGUGCUGAACUCAAACCUACAGCUGGACAGCAGUCCGGAGAGCACUAUUAUGGGGUAUACUUGAAAACAUGCAGAGAUUUGGUUUUUUUUAGGGGGGAAACAAGGAGAUUUGGAUAUAGUGUGGAAACAAACAUGCUUUGGGAAGGGUUGAGUUUUAUUUCUGUCUUCAUUAAUGACUGUAUUAUGAACGAUAAAAGAUUUGAAGGUAAUUUAAUAGGUGAUAAACAUUUAAAAUAAAAUCAUACAACUGAAAUAAAUUAAAUGUUAACAGGACUAAACUAAUACAAAGUAAAUUCCUAAUUAAUUUAACUUAAACUAGCAUAGUUAAAACCCAAACUUAAUGGCAAAUAUAUUGACAUUUUAUAAAGGAAAUGUGCUAAUUAGAGGCAAAAAUUAUUAAUGUAUAUCAGAAAACACAAUAAAAUGACCAAAUAUUUUACUAAAAUGAAAAAUUAUUAUUUUUUAAUUAUUUAAAAAUGUAUUUUAUUAGUGUUUGGCUGAUUUACUUAUAGUUUAACUUGAGCUAAAAUAACUAAAAAAGAACAGAGAUAUUGGAUGUUAUGCAAAAAUAAGUUCUGGUAAUGUGGAUAUAGUGUGAAAACAAGCAUGUUUCAGAAAGGAUUGAUUUUAUUCUGUUUCAGUAUUCAUUAUUGACUGGAUUAAGAAAGUGUCAAGGAUAAAAAUCUCAAGCUACUUUUAUAGAUUACAAAAAUGAAAAUAAAAUUCUAGAUUUAAAACAAAAUAAAUAAUUAUUGAUUUUUGUUAAUAAACUAUUAACAAAAAAUUGUAAUGUCUUUUCCCUGUUUUUAUUUAGUUUAACUUGACAAGCUACAAUAUUUGAAAAUUAAAAUUAAUAGAAAAUAUUCUAAAAUAGUGAAAAUGUUUUUUUUUUAAAUGAAUAAUAAAUGGAAAAAAGCUGAGAAAGAAUUACUUGAAUGGAAAAUAAAUAUAAAAUACGUAACUAAUUUUGUAGACUAACUUCAUUGACUAAAUCUAAAAUGUUUUGCAUAAAGUAAAUGGAAAAACAUUUUUUAAUGAUUUUAAUAAAACUGAAUUUAAAGUGAGAAAAA